UCUACACUGGUCUGCUGUCUUUUGUUCGGGUCUUAACUAUCUGGCGAGAGACAGUGUUUACAAGAGUGCUGGUAAAGAUUUCUCUGUAAUCUUGACAUUUAAAGAUUUUGAUAUCGGUUCAUGAGAAAAGAACAGCACUGUUUGAGACGAUUUCAAGAUGUUUUUGUCUUCGGCUCUCAUCAUCUCUGUUUUGGCUGGCAUUAUUCCAGCUGCCCACGGUGGGAAAGUUCUGGUAUUUCCACAUGAUGGCAGCCACUGGGUGAACAUGAGGGUACUUGUCGAGGAGCUGCACUCAAGGGGGCACACUGUGACUGUCAUCCGAGCUGCAGACAGCUGGUACAUCAGUGAAACGUCUCCACAUUACAACACCGUCACAGUGGAUAUUGCAGGUGGUGCAAAUGAGGACUUUUUCCGUCUCUUUGUCUCUGAAGUUAUUAAGAUUAAACGAAGCAAGGCGUCAGCUUGGGCCCGUUUUGCUUUAGACAUGGAGUUAAAGGACAAGUUCUUUGAAUUACACAAGAAGGUCUGUGAAGUGGUCACGUACAUACUUGAAAAUAAAGAGUUAAUUAAGUCCUUUCAAGAUGCCAAGUAUGAUGCGGUUCUGACGGAUCCUGCUAACGGAGGAGGAGUGAUGCUGGCUCACUAUCUCGGACUGCCAUUAAUGUUUAAUGCUCGCUGGACUGUUCAUGGUGAAGCCCAUUUUGCUAUCGCACCCUCUCCUCUUUCCUACGUCCCACUUCCACCUUCAGAGUUAACAGAUCAGAUGACUUUCUUUGAGAGGGUGAAAAAUGUAGUUUUUUACACCAUGAGGAUGCAUCUGUACAAGCAGAUAGUUGGCCCACAUUAUUCUGCACUGACCAGGCGCUACUUUGGUCCAGAUGAAGACUACUUCUCCCUUUUUCAGGCGGCAGACCUGUGGCUGAUGAGAGUGGACUUUGUGUUUGAGUUUCCUCGUCCCACCAUGCCUAAUGUUGUCUACAUGGGAGGGUUCCAGUGUAAACCAGCAAAACCUCUUCCUGCAGACUUGGAAGAGUUUGUGCAGAGCUCUGGAGAGCACGGAGUCAUCAUCAUGUCUCUGGGGACUUUGAUUGGAGAGCUCCCACAUGACCUGGCUGAUGAGAUCGCGGCAGCUUUUGCUACAUUACCGCAGAAAGUCAUCUGGAGGUAUAAAGGUGACAGACCAGCCACUCUGGGCAACAACACUUUGCUAGUCGACUGGAUGCCACAGAAUGAUCUUUUAGGACAUCCAAAGAUUAAAAUAUUUGUGGCUCAUGGAGGAACAAACGGUGUUCAAGAGGCGAUCUACCACGGCGUUCCUAUCGUAGGACUUCCAUUGAUUUUUGAUCAGCGAGAUAAUCUGUUUAGAAUUGAAGUAAGAGGAGCAGGGAAGAUUAUUGAUAUCUUUAGUAUGAAUGAGGAGAUCUUUUUUCAGGGUAUUCAGGAAGUGCUGAAUGAGCCCUCCUACAGGAUGAACAUGCAGAGACUCUCCAGGCUGCACAGGGAUCAGCCGAUGAAGCCUCUGGAUACCGCCCUCUUCUGGAUAGAGUUUGUCAUGAGACACAAAGGUGCAGCUCACCUGAGAACAGAGUCCUACAGAAUGCCCUGGUACUCCUUCCACUCUGUUGAUGUGAUGCUCUUCUUAGGUGGAGCUGUGCUGAUAAUUCUAGCCAUCUUCGCUGCAUUGAUAAGGUGGUUAUGCUCCAUGUGUCUGAGAAGAAAGAGUUAA
Anoplopoma fimbria (sablefish) is the source of this 1726-nucleotide messenger RNA. RefSeq names its product UDP-glucuronosyltransferase 2A2-like. Gene Ontology annotation, molecular function: UDP-glycosyltransferase activity. NCBI's taxonomy places the organism in Eukaryota, Metazoa, Chordata, Actinopteri, Perciformes, Anoplopomatidae. The coding region runs from base 158 to 1726 and encodes 522 amino acids. The record is from RefSeq and is a predicted model, not a curated record. The transcript has 2 exons.